CCGCGCGCGUGCGCAAUGCAGGCCCUGCAGCGGCCCCCGGAAUUUCUCGCGCAGUCGACUGUCGCGAGAACAGUGUCUACACCUUCGGCGGGUCUUUCCGUCAUGGCGCUGAAGGUCACGACGGCUGCCGCCACCGCUGCGAAGACCGUGCUCAGGCCAGCCCUCCUCUGCCGUCCUUGGGAGGUACUGAGUGCCCGCGAGGCCCCCCGGAGGCACAUCUCCUCGCAGCAAACAAUUCCUCCAUCGGCUAAGUAUGGUGGGCGGCACACAGUGACCAUGAUCCCUGGGGAUGGCAUCGGGCCGGAGCUCAUGCUGCAUGUGAAGUCUGUGUUCAGGCAUGCAUGUGUGCCAGUGGACUUUGAAGAGGUGCACGUGAGCUCCAACGCUGACGAGGAGGACAUCUGCAAUGCCAUCAUGGCCAUCCGUCGGAACCGUGUGGCCCUGAAGGGCAACAUUGAAACAAACCAUAACCUACCACCGUCCCACAAAUCCCGGAACAACAUCCUCCGCACCAGCCUGGACCUCUACGCCAAUGUCAUCCACUGCAAGAGCCUGCCGGGAGUGGUGACCCGGCACAAGGACAUAGACAUCCUCAUCGUGCGCGAAAACACGGAGGGCGAGUACAGCAGCCUGGAGCAUGAGAGUGUGGCAGGAGUGGUGGAGAGCCUGAAGAUCAUCACCAAGGCCAAGUCCCUGCGCAUUGCUGAAUACGCCUUCAAGCUGGCCCAGGAGAGCGGGCGCAAGAAGGUGACAGCUGUGCACAAGGCCAACAUCAUGAAGCUGGGCGACGGUCUCUUCCUACAGUGCUGCCGGGAGGUGGCGGCCCGCUACCCCCAAAUCACCUUUGAGAACAUGAUCGUGGACAACACCACCAUGCAGCUCGUAUCCCGGCCCCAGCAGUUUGAUGUCAUGGUGAUGCCCAACCUCUAUGGCAACAUUGUCAACAACGUCUGUGCAGGGCUGGUUGGGGGCCCGGGCCUCGUGGCUGGGGCCAACUACGGCCACGUGUAUGCCGUGUUUGAGACGGCCACGAGGAACACAGGCAAGAGCAUUGCCAACAAGAACAUCGCCAACCCCACGGCCACACUGCUCGCCAGCUGCAUGAUGCUGGACCACCUCAAGUUGCACUCCUAUGCCACCUCCAUCCGCAAAGCUGUCCUGGCAUCCAUGGACAACGAAAACAUGCACACCCCAGACAUCGGGGGCCAGGGCACUACGUCCCAGGCCAUCCAGGAUAUCAUCCACCACAUCCGCAUCAUCAACGGCCGAGCCGUGGGGGCCUAGGCCCUCCUGGGAUGGCCUCGGCUGUUCCUGCGCCCCAGCACCACAGCCAGAAUAAAGUGGCGUCAGCCCAGCCCUGCUGCUGGA
Heterocephalus glaber (naked mole-rat) is the source of this 1368-nucleotide messenger RNA. NCBI's taxonomy places the organism in Eukaryota, Metazoa, Chordata, Mammalia, Rodentia, Bathyergidae. The record is from RefSeq and is a predicted model, not a curated record.